Molecule: messenger RNA, 4442 nt
Organism: Myripristis murdjan (pinecone soldierfish)
Lineage: Eukaryota; Metazoa; Chordata; Actinopteri; Holocentriformes; Holocentridae
Product: ganglioside GM2 activator
Exons: 4
Coding region: 134-730 (198 amino acids)
Biological process (GO): ganglioside catabolic process; lipid transport
Cellular component (GO): cytoplasmic side of plasma membrane
Molecular function (GO): enzyme activator activity; lipid carrier activity
Source: RefSeq, a predicted model, not a curated record
CAGAGUCAGAGACAAGCGGUGUCUUCAGCCAGUGAUCAGCUGCCUUACAGCCUGUGGACACACACACACACACACACACACACACACUCUCUCUCUCUCACACACACACACACAUACACACACACCGAGCAGCAUGAGGAGCCUGGCCGUGCUCGCGGUGGCCGUCAGCCUGGCCGCGUGCCUCGCUCCGCUCGCGGAGAGUAAACAUCACGGCAAGACGCGACGGAGCCACGCCAAGAUUCUGGGGUUUGACUGGAAGAACUGCGGGAAGCCCGACGCCCCGGCCGUGCUGAAGACCCUGCAGCUGUCCCCGGAUCCCAUCAGCAUCCCGGGACAGCUGACCGCCGCCGCCUCCGGGGCCACGUCCGUCGAACUGAGCACCCCUCUGUCGGUGAACGUGACUCUGGAGAAGGAGGUGGCAGGUUUCUGGGUGAAGAUCCCCUGCGUGGAGGAGAUCGGCAGCUGCCACUACCCGGAUGCCUGCGACCUCCUGAACCAGCUGAUCCCGCCGGGCCAGGACUGUCCCGAGCCGCUGCACACCUACGGCCUGCCCUGCCACUGCCCCUUCAAGGCCGGCUCCUACUCUCUGCCGCAGUCUGAGUUCUACCUGCCCUACAUGGAUCUGCCCUACUGGCUCACCAACGGGAACUACCGGGUGCAGGGCGUCCUGGGCGGCCAGGGUGAAGAGCUCGGCUGCCUCAAAGUGGCUCUCUCUCUUCACUCCGACUAACACGGCCCACCCGAAACACGCGGGGGGGUUUAGGUUCCGUUUAUUUGCACAUACGAGAUUGAAAACCGGGAAAAGAAAGGAGAAGUUGCACAAACAAGCAAGCGAUCAAGACGUGAGAAACCUCAAGAGUGCAAAGAUUUGUACCUGAAAUUAAGAUGUCAAACAGAGGAAGCUGUGAAAGCUGUGGGAAGCUGCACAUUUUACAUGCUCACUGCGUUUCUGCUGCACACCUGGUUUGGGAGGGGGAUCAAAAAAAAAAAAUCCCCAAAAUAAUAAGACAUGAGACUCUGCAGUGAUAUGUGCUGUACAAUCUGAAGUAGUAAUAACAAUAACAGUAAUAAUAAAGUGCUUUAACAGCCAAAUUAAAGCAAAACAACAGCAUAGAAAAUGCAAUAAUUAAAUACAACUUUGGCCAUAGCUUAGCUCCAGUGCAGCGUAUUCUCAGUGUAUGGAAUUUUUUUUUUUUUUUUGCAUUUGCAGCUUGACUCAAGAUCUUUUUCCAGUCAUUUGGGUCGAUUCCUCUUUUCAGCCAACAUGAAAACUGGAUUGAAUGUGGCCUUAUAGUUGUGUGGAUUGAAUGUGGCCUUAUAGUUGUGUCUUUUUAAAAAAAAAAAAAAAAACACAGAGUUUUAAGAUUUUAUCUAAUUAGCAACUAGUUAUACAUGCAAAUUAGGGGUUAAUUAGGUUUGCCACAUAUCAGGAUUGAAAGAGGACCCCUCAGUGUUCAUCUGGACCAAAAAUUAUCAAGUGAUUUCUGCCAAACGUGCACACACUGGCCCCUUAUGCACCUUUACAGCCUGGACUACAAUAGGGAACAUUUAUUUUGUUAACUUUUCUGCUGUAGCUCUCAAGAUUAAAAUCGCGCUGCCCUUUAUUUCUUUCUAUAUUUGCCAAUAUGGGAAACAAAGUGCAGUUUGUUUUGCAAAACCUUGGUUUGUAGGACUUAUGGGAGAUUUUUUAUAUAUAUAUAUAUAUAUAGGUGUGAUUGUGAUAUAGAUAUGAACAGGAAAUGAAAAACGCAUAUGAAUCUAAAGCCAAGAGGGAACUGAUCACUCGAUCGUUUCCACAGCAGGCAUGUAGCUCCUCCGUUUUCCCGCUCAGACAUUAAAAUAGACCCGAUGUUUCGCUGUGUGCAUUAGCAGUGAACGGUACGCCACGUGUGUCUGCUUUGUAAAGGGUUACAGAGAGGAAAUGCACUUCUGCACACUUCCUGAUUCAAAAGAGGGACAGUUUUAAACCUUAAUUUAUCCGGAUAAAAAUCCAUCAGAACUGCACACAGCCACACUAAACAUACUUCAUGUUCCUUACAGCUGCAUGUCUGUCUCUUCUUUUGCUUCCUUUGCUUUCCUGUCCUUCAUAUUUCCUGUGAAACGAGCUUCAUCGUGCUAACACCGACUAAGGGGUGAAAAAAAGCCUCACUUUCAGAUUGUUGCCACUCUAGAAGACAUUGAAAGGGAUCAGAAACACUGAAACAUAUUUUUUGGGACUUUUUUUUUUUUUUUUUUUUUUUUUUACUUCAUUUCAGUGCAGUUAGUUGUUUCUGGAGGCCAAUCAAUAUCACUUUUUGACCGUGAUUAAAGGUAUCUGAGGUACUGAAAGAUGUUUUCUAGGUGUUAACUGAUACCGAGGCGUCGUCUGCAUAUAAACACACACACCGUGGAACUGAAGACGCUGAAGGGUUAAAAAUCAAAAGCAGCUGAACAUCGCUGCAUGUUUCAUAGUUGUACAUUCUGUCGACAUCAUUCAGGCCUGAAUACCUUGUUUGCUUAAAUUGUCUUGUUUUGGACAAGACAUGCAAACACUGGAGUCUAAUUAUCUUACAUAAUGUUGAGGCACACGGUUUAAAACACAACACAGUGAAAAGAAAACGUCAAACACCGGGACUUUCCUUUAAAAGAAUACUCCAACGUUUUGGGCAAAAUACACUUUUCCAAGACAAGAUGUUUGAUACCAUUUUCACCUCUGAACGUCCAGUGGUUCGCUUCCUUUGGCUAGCAUUUUGUGUUAGCUUAGCUUAAAGACUUGAAGUCUAUGGGAGUCGUUAGCCUGGUUCGGUCAAAGAGGAAAAAAUAAAACUUACAGCAGCUCUGGGGAUGUUUGUUUCAAAUCCAUAUGAUCCACUGUGUACAUCAGAAAGCUUCAGAGCUGCUGGAAGGUUUAUUUAUUCACAUUCACUGAUCCAGGCUAACGACUCCCAUAGACUCCAAGUCUUUAUGCUAAGCUAACAGGAAAUGCUAACCAUAAAAAUCAAACCACUGGACAAACAAAGGAGAAAGUGAUAUCCAACAUUUUGUCUCAGUCUGGAAAAGUUGGAAAAAAGGGGAUUUUGCCAAAAACGUUGUAGUAUUAUUCCUUUAACCAGCAUGUUGAUGAAAACCCAACAUUCCUAAUUUGAUGCUUCUGUUUCAUGGCCUGUUCAGUCUGAUUUUUUAUAUUUGGAGCCACACCAUAUCAUGUUCAUGUUUUGUGCAUAUAUAUGGGAUUAUCAGUUGUACCACGUGCUUAAUUUUCAGUACUUCAGUAUUACAUUUGGAAAUCAUUUGUGCCUUGAAUGCAUGACUUUGGCUCCAAAAAAUGUGGGGGGAAAAAAAAAGUCAUUUUUUGUCUCAUUUGACUUUUCAAAAUCAAAGCGUUUUCAGAGCAGACACAUGCAGAAGGUGUGUGUCCACUGUGUCUCUCACGUCCAGUGUGUCUCUUCAUGUCCAGUUCAUGCAGCAUUUAUCUUUAGACGAGAUGCUGUAAUUUGCUGUUUAGUCGCACCUGACUUUCAUCUAUCUGUUACAGAUUUCAUACAUUUCCCAGAAUGCCUUUCAACCACCCCCAGAGCACAUGCAUGAACUUUUUGCAUUCAAUAAUGAGAGCGUUCAGUUUCAUGGUAGUUUUUCUUUGAAGUGACGUGAAGAUACAAAAGAUUUUCAGUGUUUUUAACGAACUAAAUCGAAGGUUCAGAUUUUGUCGUUUUAAGACGUCGGAUCAGCUUGUUUUUACGAUUCUGCUUCUGUUCACAGGUCAGAUUUUUUAACGUCGCCAUUCGUGCGUCACAAUGGGAAGAACCGUGUAGCAUCUGUCGUCCGUUUCAUUUUCGUUUCUGUUUUGUAAUCAAAUGCUCGUUUUUUGUCAUUUUCUUCACAGAUUCCAGUUUCUCAUCGACCUGUAAAGCUCAGAGUCGCUAUGAGUCUUUUUUUUUAUUGGGAGAGUUUGUUGAUUGAAGUUGCUCUGCUGGGAGUCAGGCAGAGCUCAUGCAAAUAAUAUAACACAGUUAACAGUGCACAUGAGAGCAAUUAUUUUGAGUUUCAGUUUUAAUUUGAUUAGAUUUUUAGUUGAUAAUAUUGUUCAUUCUGUCUUUUUUUAACCCUAACUGUGUAAGUGCCUGAUUAGAUCUGUGCUGGGAGAAGGGAGCUGAGAUGGAAACUGAAUGUUAAUGACACCCACACACACACAUACACACACACACACACACACAUACACACACACACAGCUGAACCGAAGAGGCUGAGUUGAAUUUAAAAAAAAAGAAAAAAGAAAAAGGCAGAUUUUGGUGAUGAUGAUAAAAAUUUAAGUUGUUGAAAGUUUUUAUUCUGCCUGUUUUCUAUCGUGUCAAUUACAAUGAACUGAAAUCAUUGAAAAAAAUAGAGUAUGAAUGAGCACGGUAGUCAGAAUUUUGAUUUAUUUUGAGUCUUACAAUUUUUAAUAAACAUGAUAUCAUAACUGA